CCGGUUCACAACACCACUCGCUGUGCACAAAUUAUUUGAUUAAUACUAUUUUUAGAUUUUUGGCAAAGAGGACCUACAUUAAUUAUGUUGAAAUUUGCAACGAGACAUAUACAGAUUUCAAGAAUCUAUGAAUAUUACAAUUUCAUCUGUGAACCAUAAUAACCCAAUAGGAAACUUCAAAAAUCAGAAAACCUUAGACCGAAACCGCCAAAUUCUUUUCAGUUUUUCUAAUGCAUUACAAAUUCUGUUUAAAAUUUAACCUGGAUUCAAUUAACUUUAUUAGUUUCAUUCAAAGCGAUUAUUUUUCGUAAUCAAAGAAAAAGCCUUCAACGUUGAUACUCGCAACAAAACAUUUGAAUGUGUGUAAUUAAGGCACCAGGUUUUGGUGGAAGGGAACUACUUUUUCAACAAUACAAUGACAUACAAAAUGUUGAAAUGUUUUCCAGUAACAAUAGCCGCAGUAUUGUGCCUCGUGUCUUGCAAUCCACAGCCGUCUAUAUAUUACUACGAGAGAGCACAACCGUUAUAUUCAGCUCCGUAUGAAAGGAUCAUCCGCUAUUAUCCAGCUGAUAAUAUUAAAGCAAUUUAUCGGAACGCAAACAACUUCAGAAGCCGGCCUUACGAUACAAGACGAAUGCACGUGGGGGACCAUGUCGGGGCAGAGAGCCGAGGCACAGGAAGCUACCGGAUGCUGUCCCCAGCCGACGCAGAACUUCAAUGUCGCUUUCCCGAUAGUGAAAAUAUCGUAUCGAACGUCGUUUGGCUUCGAGGCGACCCGAGAAGGCUGUACCGGGUGAGCGACGCCCGCAACGGCGUCCUGUACUACCCUAAAGGAUCAGUUCUGUAUCUGAAACAAGUCACGCCUUAUGACGCCGGUUUGUACCGCUGCAUGGCAACGGCGAGGAAUCCCGACAAUGGCAAAACACACACUGUAUUCCAAGACGUCGAUUUCUACCCACGUGUCUAGUGUUCGCUUCCAAUAAACAAUAACUACGGGUGUUGAAUGUGCUUUUUGUGCAUUAUCAUGUCUCGAUGUGUUAAGCAGCUGUUAUGAGGACUCAUCCGGUCUAGAAAACAGAGAUUAACGGCCGUGGGGAUUCGUUGCUCUGACCACGCGACAUCCUCUAUCCGCUAA
Molecule: messenger RNA, 1135 nt
Organism: Cryptotermes secundus
Lineage: Eukaryota; Metazoa; Arthropoda; Insecta; Blattodea; Kalotermitidae
Exons: 3
Coding region: 416-967 (183 amino acids)
Source: RefSeq, a predicted model, not a curated record